AUGGCUACAGAAGUCAAGCGAGUACCCAUUCCCCGACGGGGUGUAGAUUAUCGCGGCAAGGUUGUUCUCGCGCCUAUGGUUCGUUCAGGAGAGCUACCAUCAAGACUCUUGGCUCUCAAGUAUGGCGCAGAUCUUGUCUGGGGUCCUGAGACUGUGGACUACUCCAUGAUUGGAACUUCUCGACGAUUUGACGAAGAUUCGAAAACGAUAGAGUGGUUUCGUCUCUCUUCCCAUGGCCAGAAGGACCCUCCUCCGGACGCCAAGGAGAGCAUCAUUUACAGAAUGCUGCCAGAGGUUGAAAAAGACAAGCUCAUUUUUCAAAUUGGCACUUCAGAUCCCGAUCGCGCAGUAGCAGCCGCUAGGUUGGUGGCCGCAGAUGUUGCCGGCAUCGAUGUCAACGCCGGUUGCCCAAAGCCCUUCAGCACUAGCGGAGGAAUGGGUGCCGCCCUUCUCAAGACUCCAGAUAAACUCUGCGCUAUUCUUGAGGCUCUUGUUAAGAACAUCACUCCUGAAUUUGAGAUUGGAAUAAGCGUUAAGAUCAGACUCCUCGACACUGCAGCGGAAACAGAGGCACUCGUUCGUCGCCUUUGUGCGACAGGCAUCACAGGACUCACCAUUCAUUGCCGGACGACACCUAUGAGACCAAGAGAGCGGGCCAUUAGAGGGCAGCUCCGUAUGAUCGCAGAAGUCUGCCACGAGUAUGGUGUUGCCUGCUUGAUGAACGGCGACGUUGAGAAUAGGGAUCAAGGUCUCCAACUCGCCAAAGAGUUCGGUGCGGACGGUGCGAUGAUUGCAGUCGCGGCCGAGAAGAAUCCAAGCUGCUUCAGGAGCGAAGCUGAUGGCGGACUGGCACCCUGGGAAGAAGUCGUCGAUCAUUAUGUUAAGAUUGCGAUCGAUGUUGACAACCGAUUCGGCAACACCAAGUUCCUGCUCUCGAAUAUGGUCCCUGGAAAGUCGAAGUCUUACCAGCCAAUGAACCAGUCCAAGAACUACAAGAGCAUCUGUGAGGCGCUUUCACUUGAAAAACACCUCGAGUCCGCUCGUGCCAUAGACAGCAAGCGAGGGCUGGAUCAGCCACUGCAGGGGAAAGCUGCAGAGAAAGCCGCAAAGAAGGCUGCAAAGAAGGCUAACACAGAGGCUAAUACGCAGCCGGUCAAGUCAAAAGAAGGAACUGAACAGAAGCGCAAGCGGAGAAUGUCCGAUAAUAGACCUGUGAAGCAGGUGAAGACGUCCGAAUCCGCGCCAGUUGCAACGGCUGUUUAG
Molecule: messenger RNA, 1263 nt
Organism: Fusarium redolens
Lineage: Eukaryota; Fungi; Ascomycota; Sordariomycetes; Hypocreales; Nectriaceae
Exons: 2
Coding region: 1-1263 (420 amino acids)
Biological process (GO): tRNA dihydrouridine synthesis
Cellular component (GO): cytoplasm
Molecular function (GO): tRNA dihydrouridine synthase activity; flavin adenine dinucleotide binding
Source: RefSeq, a predicted model, not a curated record